Messenger RNA from Parastagonospora nodorum SN15, 810 nucleotides. RefSeq lists its product as hypothetical. NCBI's taxonomy places the organism in Eukaryota, Fungi, Ascomycota, Dothideomycetes, Pleosporales, Phaeosphaeriaceae. Bases 1 to 810 code for a protein of 269 amino acids. The record is from RefSeq and is a predicted model, not a curated record. The transcript is spliced from 2 exons.
AUGGGCGUCUUCUACGAAACAAUCCCCGACUCUCUCAAACCAUGGAUCCUCGAACAACAAAUGCUCUUCGUUGGAACCGCUCCCCUCUCCCCUCACGGCCACAUCAACAUCUCCCCCAAAGGCGGCAGCACCUUCGGCAUCCCGUCCCCCACCUCUUUCUGGUACAUGGACCUCACUGGCUCCGGUGUCGAAACGCACGCGCACCUCCACGAGCCCGGUAACGCGCGCAUCGUCAUCAUGUUCCUUGCCUUCACGGGCCCGCCGCGAAUCGUGCGCUUAUGGGGAAAGGGCCGGGCUAUUGAGAACGGCACAUCCGAAUACGCUGCUUUUAUCGCCGACAAUAAAAUCGCCACCAAGCCCGGCUGCAGGAGUAUCAUCAUGUUGGACAUUGAUCAGGUCGCCACGAGCUGCGGGUUCAGCGUGCCGUAUUAUGAUUUCGUGGCGCACAGGCCGAUUCUAGAUGAUUUCUUCGCCAAGAAGCAGGACAAGUUUGAAAAGGGCGAUGAGAAAGAAAGCAUGGACAGGUAUUGGAGUUGGAAGAGUCAAUUGAGCAUUGAUGGGCUGCCGGGCAUGAAGAGAGGUUAUGAGUUUGCACAGAGGAAUGGGGUCAAGCCACUGAAGAAGAUGGUUGGGAGGGCGGGGGAAGUGGCGGAGAGGAAUGCUGGGAUGUAUGGGGAGAAGGAGAGAGUGGGCAUGGUGCAUUUGUUGGUGGUGUUGGUGCUGGGGAUGGUUAUCGGGGCUGCGGCGGUGUGCAGCUUCUUGAGUCCUGAGGGCUUGAAGGUAUUGCAGGCAAAGGGCAGGUUAGUUUGA